AUGACCCGUAACCAGUCGGGAGAUUUACUACCAUUAGACCAGGAGCUUGAACGGACUUGUAGGAACUUCAAGCGGGCUCUAAAGGCGCGACUGGCUAUGGAGGAGGCACUAGCACAGCUGCAAAUCGCCGACGAAGAAGAGAUGGGUGAUCCACAGGACCAUGAUGUGGUCCUUCCUGAGGAGCAGACCAUGGGAUACUACUGGACCGCCAGAGCCGCGGACAUGAGGUCACCCAUUCAGCACCGUCAUGUGCCAGCGAAUAACUUUGAGGUGAGCACCUCUGUCAUCACCAUGCUGCGCGGUUCAGUGGUGUUCCGUGGCAAAGAGGGGGAGUGCCCCCGAUCACAUCUGAGGCGAUUCCACAAGCUCAUCGAUGGAAUCAAGAUAUAUGGGGUCCCAGCCGAUGCCAUCCAGCUGAGUUACUUCCCAUUUACUCUGGAGGGGAAGGCCAAGGAGUGGCUAGACACUCGACCUCCAGGCUCGAUCACCACGUUCGCCAACCUAGCGGACAAGUUCCUCACUCGCUAA
Messenger RNA from Linum trigynum, 528 nucleotides. The record is from the annotation of a GenBank genome assembly. NCBI's taxonomy places the organism in Eukaryota, Viridiplantae, Streptophyta, Magnoliopsida, Malpighiales, Linaceae.